Messenger RNA from Symbiodinium sp. CCMP2456, 211 nucleotides. NCBI's taxonomy places the organism in Eukaryota, Dinophyceae, Suessiales, Symbiodiniaceae. The record is from the annotation of a GenBank genome assembly.
GUCGACGAUGCCAAGGAGCCCAAGAAGGAGGAUGACAUGCUAAAGUCCCUCUUUGCCGGGGUGGGUAGUCCGGCGUCCCAUCUGAGCGCCGGUGCAGCUGAGACUGGACCUGACGAAAUGGCGGAAACUGCCGGGCAACUGCCAGGACAAGUUGAUGAUGGUCUUCUUCAUAUCAACAACAAGACCACCUUCCGCGAAGCAGAGUCUGGCA